Messenger RNA from Conger conger (European conger), 456 nucleotides. RefSeq names its product DNA topoisomerase 1-like. The transcript has 4 exons. The record is from RefSeq and is a predicted model, not a curated record. NCBI's taxonomy places the organism in Eukaryota, Metazoa, Chordata, Actinopteri, Anguilliformes, Congridae. The coding region runs from base 133 to 456 and encodes 107 amino acids. Gene Ontology annotation, cellular component: nucleolus; chromosome. Gene Ontology annotation, molecular function: DNA topoisomerase type I (single strand cut, ATP-independent) activity; DNA binding. Gene Ontology annotation, biological process: DNA topological change; DNA replication; chromosome segregation.
GGUCGAGCUGAGGAAGACUUCAAAGGACUCUGAAGAACAGAAAGGACUGAAGACCGAAUAUGAAGCAAUGCAAAAGGAGAUGGAUAAGAAACAGGCAACAGGAGCCAUGGACUGCAUGCCAAGAUUGCCAGUAUGACACAGGAGCUCGUAAAGGCCACGACUGAGCUGACAGUGGCCAUAUGGAAUGCCAAGGGCUGCCUUGACAGCAAGUGGCAUGUAAAGGUUAAGAAAAAGCAGAAAGUCACACGCCAGCUUGAGGACCAGCUACUGAAGCUGAACAUUGAAGCCAUUGGCAGAGAGGACGGCAGGCAGAUCAGCCUGAGCACCUUCCAAAUCAACUCUCUGGACCCCCGCAUCACCAUUGCCUGGUGCAUGAACAUGAAUAUGCCCUUAGAGAAAAUCUAUAACAAGAGCCAGAGAGUGAAGUUUGCCUGGGCUAUCGACAUAACCAACUGA